Fonticula alba is the source of this 372-nucleotide messenger RNA. RefSeq lists its product as hypothetical. NCBI's taxonomy places the organism in Eukaryota, Rotosphaerida, Fonticulaceae. Bases 1 to 372 code for a protein of 123 amino acids. The record is from RefSeq and is a predicted model, not a curated record. The transcript has a single exon.
AUGUGCGUGCACUUGUCUGGUGGCCGGGGCCCGGGCGAGAGCGCGUGCCAAGCCAUGCGCGGCAACUCGCUCAGGCCCCUUGUGGCCCCUCCUUCCCUGUCGUUGUUGUUGCUGCUGCUGCUGCUGCUGCUGCUGCUGCUGUUCCUUGUAUCCUCUCUGUUCCCGCGAUGCGCGGACCUUUGCCCAAGAAAAGCUUGGGAAAGGCCCAGAGAGACAUUCCUUGUCUGUCCCUCCCCCUGCCUCUCUCCGCUGCUCGCUCUCUGCGCGAUGCGCCCGAGAUAUAAUAUACACAUACCCCUUCAGAGAGACCGAUGCACGUUGCCGACCUGCCAGGGCCCCCGCCGGGUGCGGCGACCCCGGCCGGCGCCCUAG